GCAAUUCGCGACGCGAUGCCCUUCGCUCCCCCGGUCCGUGCUUGAGGGGUGGUGAGAUCUCGAGGGCUCGCCGACUACUCCCGUCGUGUCGUGUCGUGUCGUGUCGUCGUCGUCGAGAGCGACGACGGGGGAGACUGGCCAUCUGUGCGCGACAAGUUCCAAGGAAAUCAAAGCCUCCUUUCAUGUAAAGCUGCGGGCGGUCGUCCGAUCCGGAGUAGUCGUGACGACGAGCAUAAUAAUCGCGUGAUCAAUUUCGUCGUCUUCCCAUGGGAAAUGACGGAGAGAUGUGUUAGAUAUAUUCAACGGUCGUGACGUAUUGUUGUGCGCCCGCGCUCGGACGGAAAAAAAAGAGGAGGAAAAAGAGGAACGUGCGGAAGGAACGAGCGUGCAGCGGAACAAAAAACGCAGUGAGGGGGUAGCGGAGGCAUGUCGGAGAAGAUGAUAUCGAGGCGGAGAACUGAUUGAAACGAGAAAGAGAGAAAAAAAUGACAACUAUCGAAGCCGUUAGUGAGAUGAGUGCGGUACGCCGGGCGGUAUGGUUCAGCGCGGUGCUAUUCGCAGCGACUCCCUUGGCCUACACUCAAGUAACAUGGACGCCGAUCUACGUGGGAGGCUACAGUCAAGUUGAUCUCUGGACACAGAGCACCACCGGCUGCGCCUGCAGCUUUAACUCAUCCAGCAAGGAUUGCGCUUGUUGCGUGCCGUCGGGCGGCUGCAGCUGCGGCAUGGCUUCGCCCGAUAGAUGCGCUCAGUGCGGCCUGGAGCAGCAUUGCGCGAAUAUGUGCAACAUAACGCUGGACAGCAGGUUGCUGUUCAGCAAAUCGGAUCGUGGCUUCGGGCAAAUAAAGUCGCCGUAUCUUCAAGGGCCCUCGAGGUGUACAUACAGAUUCGUGCCGGAUACUGGGCAGCGGGUCGAGCUGCAGAUAUAUCGACUGGUGUCCAUCGGCCGACACAACGGCACUGCGUGCGAGGGCGGUUGGCUUCAACUCGAGGGCAGCGCUCGCGUCUGCGGUCGGAACCAACGCUUCGACCGACCGGUCGUCCUCUUCUCGGACAAGCCGGUCGCGACUCUGCAUAUGCAGAUAAACGAGAACACAACGCGGUCCCAGUUCCUGGCCUACUUCAGCUUCUCGUCCAAAGCGAGCACGUCCGUCGGCUGGCCGGUGAGGGGCGGACAUCCGGUUAACAAUACGGAAUGCGACUCGGUGUACGAAGAUACGCAUUGCCACGACGGAUGCGUUUUAGCGAGUCCCGGAUAUCCUGGGCUGUAUCCGCCAAACAUCCGCUGCCGGUACCUGAUCACGUCCGGUCCGCGGAUCUCCAUCGCCAUCAACUUCACGGCGGUGCUUCUUCCCGACAAGCACUGCACCAGCGACUACAUCGCCGUCUACUCGGGUCCAACCACGUCGAGCACAUUGUUGAAGAUGCUCUGCGGCAAGAACAAGAUAGAUCUGGUGUACGAAGGUCAAGAGCUCCUCGUCGAAUUCAGAAGUGGCCCUGAAGUAGCGCCCUUCGAUUAUAACGGCUUCGUCGCGACGCUGAGUUUUAUAGAACAGACGACGGAAGCCCCGACGACGAUCGCUACCGACAGCACGAAUAAAAGUCUCGAAUUGAUGAAGUCCAACUACAACAACCGCGACCUCCAUGACCACCGCAAGGACCAAGGUACCGUGACCAACAGCUGCGACCUCGAGGUGAGCGGCGAGAAGGUGCGGGCGGGCCACCACGACACCAGGGGCAAGCCCAAGUCCACGACGUGCAAGCUCGUGCUGCGUGGCCGUGCUUACGACACCGGACACGUUUCCCUAGCCAGUUACAACCUCAGCGCGCAGUCCUGCCAGUCGACGAUCGAGAUAUUCGACGGCUCGCCGGAGAGCGGGACGUUGGACAGCAGCAACUCCUUGCAGAAGAUAUGCAGCCCGGCGCAGUGGCUCCCGCGGGAACUCGCGAGUCAGGAUAAGUACGCGGAGCCGAAGCGGCACUCGUCCAACGGCCGGGACAUGACGGUGGUUUUAACACGCGCCUCCAACAGCCCCACCGACGAGGAGUACAUGGAGGUCUCGUACUACUUCCACGACGAACGCGAGGGUGGCACUCAGCAGCCGGCCAGCGUGUGCGACGUCGAAUAUUACGGGUUGACGUCACCGGUGGAGGGUUCGGUGGUGCAUCCGGAACCGCAUCGGCUGUUCGCCAUGGAAGGCCCGGUGAAGUGCAGGCAGCACUUUAUACCGGCGCCCAACCAGUCGGUGGUCAUUACCGUGAAGGGUAGCACGAAGCAGACGCCGAACAACCCGUGCGAGACCAAGUGCGGCGACAGCGGCUGCCACUGCGUCAGCAAGUCCCUGGAGAGCAUGGACCACCUCCUGCUCGUCUCCGAGACCGGACACAUUGUCACCUGUCUCUGCGGGAAUUACCAGGAUUGGCUUCCGGUAGGCAUCCGUAGCUGGACCCCGGUCUACAUCGAGUGGUCGAGGUCGUCGAGGGCGGGUCUCAAUUUCCACGCGGCCUACAAGUUUAUCAAUGACACUUACUGCGGCGAUCACACAACGGCGGAGCCGGAAGGCGAGGUCAAUGGCGGUGAUCUGGCGAGCGCCGGGCUCCAGCUGAAUCAGUAUUACCAGCAGAAGUGCACCUGGAUCCUGGACUCGCCGAUCGACCGGCAGCUCAUCAUCGAAGUCAAGUCCACUCAGAGCCGGCCCUGCACGGCGUGGAACCUGACGAUACACGAGUACAGGAGGAACGGCGACCCCGCCGGAUCCAGGCUGCACACGUUCUGCUCGAGGGACACGCACAAGAAUUUCACCCUGCCGUGGAAGAUGAAUACCGUGGUGGUUAGACUGCAGGCCCUCGGCAGGACGGCGCCGCAGUACACGAUGAGAUGGCAAAGUCAUACGGUGAUCGCCAACACUCGCAAAAGCGGACCAUCGCCAGCCCCGAACUGGCACGUGGUGCGCUCCUCGAGUAAGGCCGAGCCGCGGGGCACGGCUCUCGUCCUCGUCCUAGUGUUCGCGAUCCUACUCGCGCGCCCGUUCGACUGUUGAGACUGCAGUUGAGAGCUCGAGGGGAAGGGCAUCGAGGGUCGAUGCACCACAUACACACGUACUGUUCCUGUUAAUCGAAAAGAGCCGCGAAGCCCACGUUAUACCUAUACUUGUCUCACGUGUACAUAAACCGCGGGUGAGGACCUCGUCGCUCCGGUCCUCGUUUUACGUCGCUCGAUGUGAGAUGUGU
This is a messenger RNA of Wasmannia auropunctata (little fire ant), 3231 nucleotides long. RefSeq lists its product as uncharacterized. The record is from RefSeq and is a predicted model, not a curated record. The coding region runs from base 486 to 3041 and encodes 851 amino acids. Lineage: Eukaryota; Metazoa; Arthropoda; Insecta; Hymenoptera; Formicidae. Gene Ontology annotation, cellular component: plasma membrane. The transcript is spliced from 17 exons.